Molecule: messenger RNA, 3591 nt
Organism: Seminavis robusta
Lineage: Eukaryota; Bacillariophyta; Bacillariophyceae; Naviculales; Naviculaceae
Source: the annotation of a GenBank genome assembly
AUGAAGAUGGCCAAAAUGUACACCCUAGAGGACGUUCGCAGCCGCGCGUCCUACUCUGCCAAGUCGGCCACUGACAAGAUUGAGAAGCAGCACAAGUCGCAAGCAUUUCUAAAUCGCCUUGGCACCUUUGUCCGCAUGGUGGAAAAGCCAAGCAGCGAUGUUUCUGAUGCAGCCCUUUACAACUUCCGCAAGCGUAACUGUCUCCCCGCCUUUGAUCGGAUGUUCGACAAAGGAGCCAUCGAACGCAACAAAGCCAAAGCAAUCAUCAACAUCGACAGAAGCAAAUGUCGGUACCAAGCGGAAGACGAUCCCAUUAACCCGGGAAACUUCAUCAUCAAGUAUCGGAACAAUGAAGAAGUGGGAACGGAAUUCUUGCGAUUGACAACAAAGUCUGUGGAGCUUGUUGAAACCAUUCACUGUGGAUUCCUCGACGGAAGCAUCAACAAAGAUUUCACCAUGAAACAGCUCACUGGUUUCCUCAAGCACAACAUUCACUUUGACGCCACCCAUGAGCUGCCUUUGGUGCUAUUGGAUCCCGAACAGCCUGACGAUGAUGUCUUCGUGACCAUGGAGAAACUCAUUGACAAUGAUCGGUACUUGGCGGCCUUGCAGUGUCUUGCUAUGAGUGAUGUCUACACCGGGGACAUGGGGGGUGGACGCAACAAGUUCUCUGAUGAGUGCAUCAAAGCUAUAAUCCAAGUCGUUGGAUUGAUUUCCAAUGCACUCAAGUUGGAAGAUGAAGCCGAACGCCAACAAGCAUUGGAUCAAGCGGAAGAAGUCCGAAACCGUCUCCAUGGAGAAGUCAGUGGAGGUGUACCGGACUUUAGCUUCUUCUUUUUUGUGGACACCAGCCAGCUGCGUUUUCAGACGGAUGGUUGUCGCAAAGUGCUUUUUCGCCGUGAAUGUCCACAAUCAUCUCAUGCCAAGAAAAUGGCACCCAAAACAGGGUCGAAUAUGUUGUUGGUAGCUCUGAAGGCUAUUCUCGACAGCAACAAUGGCAAGAUUUCUGAGAGUGUUGCCCUGGUUCUCCUUGAAAAGUCCUUCGACAUUGUCAAUGUUCAUGAGUUCUACCUCCUAUUCAAGGACCACCCUGCUUACCACGAAGCCUCUUGUACUCUUGCGCCCCUUCCAUCACGUACAACAAACCAAGAUGAUCUUCCUGAGUUGAAGGUUGGUUCUGUGUCAUCUGUGGAGACUGUCAAUGUCAAUGACGAUGCCAUUGAUAAUGGGACUGUGGUACGUGAUGGUGUCAUUGACAAUCAGCUUCAGUUGGCAUUCUUUGAAGGCGAGGAGCACACAGUUACAGUUGACCCCGUUGAAGCCAAAGCCAACUUUGGUCGAGAGCUUGCCCUCUCUCCUGGUGAGCGUGACAAUAUCAAGUUGAUGCAGCUCUCACAGAUGGUUUGGAUUGCUGGUCAGCAAGGUUCCGAAAAGACUCGGGCAGAUGAAAUCAAGCGUCGUGACCAGAAUGAUCACAAUCGUUUGAUGCUGGAUGCAGCUCGCUUGAAGGUGGAAGCUGAUGCCAAGAAAGCAGCAGCCAAGUUGGAACAAAAGCGUCUGAAAGCAGCAGCCAAGGCGGAACAAAAGCGUCUGCAGAUUGAAGAUGAUGCCAAGAAAGCAGCAGCCAAGGCGGAAGAAAAGCGUCAGCAGAUUGAUGCUGAUCGUUUGCAGCUUGAAGCAGAUCGGGAGCAGCGAAAUCACAAUCUCUUCGCCCAGUUGCUUCAGCAAAACCAGCAGUUGAUUCAGCAAGGCCAGGAAACCACUAGUGUCGUCCGCGCCACCUACAAGGUUGUCACUUCCAAAAAACACCGACCACCCCAUGUUGAGCAGUUCAAUCAAGAGACCAUGCAAUCUAUGGAAGGCCAAGUCUUGUUCCAUCAGGGUGCUGCAGGCACUCCAACUGCUCCUAACAACAUGCAGAGUGGUGUGCCAUCAUCUGCUGUUUCCUCUGGCGACACCUUGCAGCAUGACCCUGAUACCGAACUGUCCAUUCCUGGUGCUGUCCCUGCUGAAAUGCCUCCCAUUUCUGCCCCCAACCCACCUGGUGCCCUGACUGAGGUAUCAUGUACCGGCAUCUCCACUGGAGAAAUCACAACACCACCUCGCGUCCAAUCUCUUGCCUCUGGGAUUGGUACACAAGGUAACAUUCGAGUUGUGGUCGAGACUGUCACUGAGAGCCCUGCUUCAUUUCAUUCUUCGCAGUCGCACUUCAGAGAUUCCAACUUGACUUUUGCUGCCAUGAAUACUGGAGACAUCGACACUUUGAUGCAUGGUACUGAGUCUGGGCUGGAAAAUGAUGAAAGUGGCAACAAGUCCACUGCCGAAUCCGUUGACGAAGUGAUAGAUGGCAAUGGAAGUGUUGCAUCCAGUGAUGACAGCAAGAGCUCGGUCACGUCCAAUCCCAACAGCCAUUGUGAUGGAAGUGCUGCAUCCAGUGAUGACAGCAAGAGCUCGAAACCGUCCAAUCCCAACAGCGAUGGUGAUGGAAGUGCUGCAUCCAGUGAUGACAGCAAGAGCUUGGUCAUGUCCAAUCCCAACAGCGGUGGUGAUGGAAGUGCUGCAUCCAGUGGUGACAGCAAGAGCUCGGUCACGUUGGACUCCAAGACUCUCAGUGUCAAAGUUGGCUCCAACAAAGAAGCGUCUCUUGAGGAGCAUUUUACCCCCAUGUCUGGAGAAGGCGGCAACACAGGUGAAGAGGUGCCCACCAUCGUCAUGACUCACGCUCCCAUGCCCCCAGACACUAUGAGUGGAGGAUCUCUGAAGGACAGUGAAGAAGAUGAUGCCAAAGUUGAAGAAGAUGGCUCAAUCAACUCCUCUGCAGAACUGUCCACAGCAAAGGAUAAGAAUCAGAAGACCAAGAAGACAAUUGUCCAACGCAUAUAUGGUGGAUUCAGCAUAUUUUCUCCAUUUGGAAAGAAGGAAGAAGCUGAGCCUGAAUUUCCCACACCUGAGACAACUUCUCCUACCGGUACCAGUACCCAAGGUGGAGGAGAUAGUGGCAGUGCUGCUGGUGCCCCUUCCAGUCCCAAACCCAAGAAGAAAGUUGCUUUCCGGUCACCUGGAAGUCUCGCUCGAACCUUCCUUUUUUCAUCCUUGGAACCUGAACGUGAAGAGCCUGAAAUAGAUACAGUCCUGUUCGAUGGCAAGCAACGACUUGUUAUCAAUGGAUUUUUGAUCCCUCUAACAAAGAAGGGCUCCCCAUGCCAACACUGUGAAAAUGCCGCAAAGGGAGUCAAGGUUUUCUGCGGCAAGCACCGCAGCAAGGGAACAAAGGACCAAGCAGCCUUCCAUGCUGCACGAGAGUCGGCAAGGAAACGACUUGAUGCGGAUGUUCUUGGGGACCCAGAAAGCCGUUCUUUUCAGAACGUGAACCCACAGAACAUUGAUGGUGUAAUGUUGCCUCCAUCUGGGUUUGAUAGGGUGGAUUGAAGAGUGAGACCUUUGUUGGCAACAAUAUUUAGCGUAACACUUAGCUGCUUGAACAUUUUGGUUGUGUUGCUUUCUGUUUAAUAAUAGUUGUAAUGUUGUUUGUGGCUGUGCUCUAUCUAGUCUCAUCUAUUGCUGCCAAGCUUGGCUGGGUUAGGGGUGCCC